Molecule: messenger RNA, 1072 nt
Organism: Apaloderma vittatum (bar-tailed trogon)
Lineage: Eukaryota; Metazoa; Chordata; Aves; Trogoniformes; Trogonidae
Gene: FAM3C
Product: family with sequence similarity 3, member C
Exons: 7
Source: RefSeq, a predicted model, not a curated record
CGAGAUCAGCACUGGAUGCAGCUGCACGCUCCACAAAACCUCCACGAUACAAAUGUGGGAUCUCUAAAGCUUGUCCUGAAAAGCAUUUUGCAUUCAAAAUGGCAAGUGGGGCAGCGAAUGUAGUUGGACCUAAAAUUUGUGUAGAAGAUAAUAUUUUAAUGAGUGGAGUUAAAAAUAAUGUUGGCAGAGGAAUAAAUGUGGCCUUGGUCAAUGGUAAAACAGGAGAACCACUAGACACUAAAUUCUUUGACAUGUGGGGAGGAGAUGUGACACCAUUCAUUGAAUUUCUGAAGAACAUUCAGGAUGGAACAAUAGUGUUAAUGGGAACAUAUGAUGAUGGUGCAACCAAGCUUAACGAGGAAGCACGGAAGCUGAUUGCUGACUUAGGAAGCACAUCGAUUACCAACCUUGGCUUUCGAGACAACUGGGUCUUCUGCGGUGGGAAAGGAAUCAAGACUAAAAGUCCAUUUGAACAGCAUAUAAAGAACAACAAGGACACAAACAAAUACGAAGGUUGGCCAGAAGUUGUUGAGAUGGAAGGCUGUAUCCCUCAGAAGCAAGACUAAAUGAAAACAAAAGGAAAGAAGAAAGAAUAUGGAAGAAAAUGCACUUUCUGCUGUUAUUAGGGAGAGGGCUAUGAAGGAGACUGUACUGUAAAUAAUAUUUUUAAAGCAUGCAACCAUCUUGUCGGUGUGUGCAUGAGCACUGACAUUUUGAAUAUUGAGAUUAUUUAUUGCUAACACACGUAGAAAUCCUUUUGUAAAUAUGCCCGAAAUAAAAGAAACAUCGAAACAUUUCUAUGCAGGUUUCUUAAAAGCACAGUAUUUAGUUUGCCUGUGGUAAAUAAAUAUCUUGUAGAUCAACUGGCUAAUAAAUUGCAUAUGCAGAUAAUAAACAAAUCCUGACAAAUGUUGUUCUGUCCUCUUAACAACAUAAUUUUGUUGUGAGUAUGUAACCUUUGUGGAAUAGUUAGAUUUUAGUGAUAAGUUAAUAAAGAGCUUUAAAUUUUUUUUUAUCUUCUGCCUUUUUAAUGGCAGCAUCACUUUUUAUUAAAACUGUUUGGUUAUUCUAA